This is a messenger RNA of Fusarium venenatum, 2673 nucleotides long. NCBI's taxonomy places the organism in Eukaryota, Fungi, Ascomycota, Sordariomycetes, Hypocreales, Nectriaceae. The record is from RefSeq and is a predicted model, not a curated record.
AUGUCGAAUUCACCAGAAAACGGACCUGCCACCAGCGGUCAUAAACGUCCUCGAAGCGAUGAUGCCGAUGGAGACGACGCCGUACCUCAACAGGACAUUCCCGACAAUGCCAGCGUUCCCAAGCCAAAGCGACUGGCCUGUAUGAUAUGUCGGAAACGCAAGCUCAAGUGUGAUGGUGUGCGACCCAGUUGUAGUACCUGUUCACGUCUCGGUCAUACUUGCGCCUACGAUGAACAGCGGAGAAAGAGCGGCCCUAAGCGUGGCUACGUGAAGGCCCUCGAGGAGCGACUGAAACAAGUCGAAACGCUGUUGAAAACCCAGGAACCUCCCCAAAAUAUUCCCAAGUCCGCCAAUGUUUCCAUGUCUGGUCCUCCUCAAACGGCAUCUCCCGCAAACCUUAACAUUUCGAAUGCGCCGAUACAUCUAACGGGAGACCACAAUAUGGAUCAACAGUGGAACUUUACUGAUAAGUCGCCACAGCAAGGUGUUAUGGAAGAUUUCAACUUCAAUGCCAGUAUGGAUAUGGGCAUGAAUAACGUUGGGGGAACCUUCACAUGGGAAAUGAUUGGCCUAGGCCUCGAGGAACCUCUGCCACCACAAGACACAAUCGAUGAGCUUCACCAGAUCUACUUUGAAAAGGUUCACCCGUCUAUCCCGAUGAUCCACAAGUAUCGUUAUCUCGCCGCUAUGAACCUCGCCCCGAAUCAGAGGCCGCCUGUUUGUCUGCGAUAUGCUAUGUGGACUCUCGCGUGUACCAUUACAGACAAGUAUGCGGAUUUGAAAGACCUCUUUUAUAGGAGAGCGCGAAAGUAUGUUGAAGCGGACUACAUCAAGGGCUACGGAGAGCACAUGAUCUCUAUUGCUCACUGUCAAACACACACGCUCUUGGCCUCAUAUGAGAUGAAGAUGAUGUACUUUCCUCGAGCUUGGAUCAACACGGGUUCUGCUAUCCGUCUUGCUCAAAUAUUAGACGGGACGGGUCUCGACGUAAAGCAAUGCCUCGCACCUCCCAAAGACUGGACAGAACGAGAGGAACGACGCCGAACAUUUUGGAUGGCCUUCUGCCAAGACCGUUAUGCCAGCAUUGGCACAGGGUGGCCCAUGACGAUUGAUGAGCGCGAUAUUAUGACAAAUUUGCCAGCCUCAGAAGAUGCAUACAACAUGAGUAGGCCUGAGCAGACACAGUCUUUGUCCGAGUGCACCAGCCCGAUGGGUGCGGGUAAGCUCUCUUCGUUUGGCGGCAUCGUACUCAUGGCAUGUCUGUUUGGCAGAAACCUGGUACAUCUGCACCGUCCUGAUACUGACGAUCUUGAUCAUGACCUUAAUGGUCCGUUUUGGAAGCGACACAGACAGAUGGACAAUAUAUUGCUCAACACAUCCCUCUGCCUCCCACCACAACUCAAGCUUCCUACUGGUCUAUCUAAUCCUAAUAUCGUUUUUACGAACAUGAGCAUACACACGUCAACCAUCUGCUUACACCAGGCAGCCAUCUUCAAGGCCGAGAAAAACAAACUGCCAGCUUCAGUCAGUGCUGAGAGCAAAGUACGAUGCAUCACAGCUGCCAACGAGAUCGCUAGCAUCAUGCGCAUGAUUUCUCACAUGGAUCUUUCAACAGACAAAACAGGUUCUUUUUUGUCGGUGCGGAGGCUAACAUGCUACAAGGUCAACCCGUUCAUAUCAUUCUGUCUAUAUGUAUCUGCGCGAGUAUUUGUGCAAUACCUUAAGAGCCGCCCAGACGAUAGUCAAACAGCUGACUCAUUACGAUUCCUACUCUCAGCGAUGAAUGCGCUGAAGCGGCGAAAUCCGCUGACGGAGUCCUUCCUUGUCCAGCUAGAUGUCGACCUGGAAGCCCUUGCAUUAAGAAUUCCUAAGCUCAAGACUGCUUUCCCACGCAACCACGACAGCGUAUGUAAACACGAACUUAAUUACCCUUAUUUUAAUGCUAACGUGACCCAGCCUGGCACAACAGGAGCACCCAGAGGCGCUAAAUGUGACAACCCUGAAGGGUUCCAGGGCAUAGCGGCGUACCGUAACGAAUGCAAUUACAUGAAUCCCUCCGAGAACGACAUGAAUCAGCCAGGACCACCCGAUAUGCUCGAGCCUAGCAACGACAUGACAGGUAUGCCUGCUACAGGCGAUGGGAACUUUGGAACACAGACGUGGAUGUCAACAGAGCAACAAAUACCAGCAAUUCUUACACCUAGUUCGGCAGCCACUUUUGAGAAGACUGGGUCUGGAAGUCGAGCUGUUUCAGGCUUUGGGGACAUGGCAGGUGAUAGCCAGGAGACUUCAGGGUCCCCAGACGCGAUGCAAUCAAACCGACCGACACCGAACUCAAGCACAGGGUCCGAUCAGCGGAAUCAUCUGGCCCCUGGACAGAUGAAUAGAUCAGGGGCCAACUCGUUUAACACAAGUCCUAUGUCGCCGAAUCAGACCUUAUUGAACCCAGGUGUACUUGAUGGAAGCACGCCUGGCUUCUUUGCUGACACAUCUGGUUUCGCUAUCCCGCCAGGCCUGGAUCAGAGCGGAGGGUUCAGCAUGCCGGAUGGGUGGGCGGACAUGCACGGACAGACAGGCGUUCCCCAAGUGGGCGAAGGUGUUUUGAGAGCAUUGAUGAAUAUGGGAUCUAUGGAUGCGAUGGAUUUAGGAACGUGGGAAUCGAGGGACAGCUGA